AUGCUAAACGAAUUGUCCCUGCUCAAGUUACUUGCUCACCACGUGAAGUUUAAGUUGAAAUUUUCACAAGCGAGAUCGUCGAGAAUUGUUGGCAAUGGGCAAAGCAGCCCAUGUAAGUUGUAUAAAGGUCAAACGACGUUUUAUCGAUGGUAUCGGAUUCAUAGCAGGCAGGGGACGUCCUUUAAUAUUCAAAAAACGGCACUUAAUAAGAUGGGCUCUGUUGCACCUGCAUUGGUUUGUCUAGGUAAUCCAUUGUUGGACUACCAAGCUACAGUUACAAGCGAUUACUUAGCGAAAUACACAUUGAAAGCCAACGACGCUAUCUUGGUGGAUGCCGGUAGCGAUGAUCCAAAAAUGGCUAUCUUCGAGGAAUUGCUAAAAUUUGACGAUGUCAAGUUUGUCGCUGGUGGUGCAGCUCAAAACUCUGCUAGAGGAGCAGCUUACGUGCUAGGGCCUAAACAAGUCGUGUACUUUGGAUCAGUUGGGGAAGACAAGUAUUCGGAGAAACUACUGAAGGAGAAUGAAGCCGCCGGUGUUAUCUCUAUGUAUCAAUUCCAAGAGAAAAUUGGUACCGGGAAAUGUGCUGCAUUGAUCACUGGUCACAACAGAUCUUUGGUGACGGAUUUGGGUGCUGCUAACCACUUCACUCCAGAUCAUUUGGAUAAUCACUGGAGCUUUGUUGAAAGUGCCAAAUUUUUCUACGUUGGUGGUUUCCACUUGACCGUGUCGCCAGAGGCAAUUGUCAAGUUGGGUAAACACGCGAAAGAAAGCGGCAAACCAUUCGUAUUGAAUUUGAGUGCUCCAUUUAUUCCACAAUUCUUCAAGGCAGCUCUAGAAGAAGCUUUGCCUUACACUACUUGUAUCAUUGGUAAUGAAUCUGAAGCCGCUGCUUAUGCGGAGGCAUUCGGUUUAUCCGAGAAGGAUGAUCUAAAAGCUAUUGCACAGCACAUCGUUGGUGAUUCGAAGGACAGAAUUGUUGUCUUUACUCAGGGUUUGGAUCCAACAUUGGUUUAUUCUGCAGACGGUGCGACUAUGUAUCCAGUAAAGCCACUGGAGGCCUCAAAAAUCGUCGACACAAAUGGUGCAGGUGACGCCUUUGCCGGUGGAUUUGUGGCAGGUCUCGUUCAAGGAAAGUCCUUGGAAUCCGCUGUUGACAUGGGUCAAUGGCUAGCUGCCCUGUCCAUUCAAGAAAUAGGUCCUUCUUAUCCAAAGACGAACGUCAAAUAUCAAGCUUGA
This is a messenger RNA of Zygotorulaspora mrakii, 1236 nucleotides long. It is a transcript of the gene ADO1, whose product is annotated as adenosine kinase. NCBI's taxonomy places the organism in Eukaryota, Fungi, Ascomycota, Saccharomycetes, Saccharomycetales, Saccharomycetaceae. The transcript has a single exon. The record is from RefSeq and is a predicted model, not a curated record. Gene Ontology annotation, cellular component: nucleus; cytosol. Gene Ontology annotation, biological process: purine ribonucleoside salvage. Bases 1 to 1236 code for a protein of 411 amino acids. Gene Ontology annotation, molecular function: adenosine kinase activity.